Phyllostomus discolor (pale spear-nosed bat) is the source of this 4021-nucleotide messenger RNA. It is a transcript of the gene NPTXR, whose product is annotated as neuronal pentraxin receptor. The coding region runs from base 355 to 1821 and encodes 488 amino acids. The transcript has 5 exons. Lineage: Eukaryota; Metazoa; Chordata; Mammalia; Chiroptera; Phyllostomidae. The record is from RefSeq and is a predicted model, not a curated record.
GUGCCUCUCGCCGCAUCCCGGGCGGAGCCCCCACCUCUGCGCCCGGCGCGGAACGGGUGCGGGGCUGGGCCAGGGCCGGCCCGGGGGAGCUGGCGGGGCGGGGCCGCCGCGUCUGCUCCCCCUCCCCGCCUGCCCGCAGCCUUCCCCUCCUCGCGACGCCCGGGCUCACAACGGUGGCAGCAGCGGCCGCGGCAACAUCUCCAGCUCCUGCUCCCGCUCUUCCCGCUCCAGCCCGCUCCGCCCCGCGCUCCCGGGCCCCGCGCCCCGACUCCGCCGCUGCGCCUGCCGGGGGCCUCGGGAGCCCCCGCCGCCCGCCUCACGCUGAAGUUCCUGGCGGUGCUGCUGGCCGCGGGCAUGCUGGCGUUCCUCGGUGCCGUCAUCUGCAUCAUCGCCAGCGUGCCCCUGGCGGCCAGCCGGGCGCGGGCGCUGCCCGGAGGCGCCGACAACGCCUCGGCCGCCUCAGGUGCUGCUGCCGCGUCCCCGGGCCCGCAGCGCAGCCUGAGCGCCCUGCACGGCGCGGGCAGCUCGGCCGGGCCCCCAGCGCUGCCCGGGGCGCCUGCGGCCAGCGCGCACCCGCUGCCGCCCGUGCCCCUCUUCAGCCGCUUCCUGUGCACGCCGCUGGCCGCCGCCUGCCCGUCGGGGGGCGAGCAGGGGGACGCGGCGCUGGGCGAGCGCGAGGAGCUGCUGCUCCUGCAGAGCACGGCCGACCGGCUGCGCCAGACGGCGCUGCAGCAGGAGGCGCGCAUCCGCGCCGACCAGGACACCAUCCGCGAGCUCACCGGCAAGCUGGGCCGCUGCGAGAGCGGCCUGCCGCGCGGCCUCCAGGACGCCGGGCCCCGCCGCGACACCAUGGCCGACGGGCCCUGGGAGUCGCCCGCGCUCAUCGUGGAGCUGGAGGACGCCGUGCGUGCCCUCCGGGACCGCAUCGACCGCAUCGAGCAGCAGGAGCUCCCAGCCCGAGUGAACUUCUCAGCCGCCCCCGCCCCGGCGCCCGCGGUGCCCACCGCCCUGCACUCCAAGAUGGAUGAACUGGAGGGGCAGCUGCUGGCCAAGGUGCUGGCCCUGGAGAAGGAGCGCGUGGCCCUCAGUCACAGCAACCACCGCCAGCGGCAGGAGGUGGAGAAGGAGCUGGGCGCCCUGCAUGACCGCGUCGCUGAACUGGAGCACGGGUCCUCGGCCUACAGCCCCCCCGACGCCUUCAAGAUCAGCAUCCCCAUCCGCAACAACUACAUGUACGCCCGCGUGCGCAAGGCGCUGCCCGAGCUCUACGCCUUCACCGUCUGCGUGUGGCUGCGGUCCAGGUCGGGUGGCACUGGCCAGGGGACCCCCUUCUCCUACUCGGUGCCGGGGCAGGCCAAUGAGAUUGUGCUGCUGGAGGCGGGCCACGACCCCAUGGAGCUGCUGAUCAAUGACAAGGUGUGCCAGCUGCCCCUGAGCCUGAAGGACAACGGCUGGCACCACAUCUGCAUCGCCUGGACCACGCGGGACGGCCUGUGGUCCGCCUACCAGGAUGGGGAGCUGCGGGGCUCCGGUGAGAACCUGGCUGCCUGGCACCCUAUCAAGCCUCAUGGGAUCCUUAUUCUGGGCCAAGAGCAGGAUACCCUGGGAGGCCGGUUUGAUGCCACUCAGGCCUUUGUGGGUGACAUUGCCCAGUUUAACCUGUGGGACCACGCCCUGACACCCGCCCAGGUCCUGGGCAUUGCCAACUGCACUGCGCCGCUGCUGGGCAAUGUCCUACCCUGGGGAGACAAGCUGGUGGAGGCUUUCGGGGGUGCAACGAAGGCCGCCUUCGAUGUCUGCAAGGGGAGGGCUAAGGCAUGAGGGGCCACCUCCUCCAGGGCCCCUCCCUUGACUGCCAAUCUGGGGAUCUUCCAGGAGGCGGGGCACCUUCCCCCUCAGCCUACCCACACACUGGCCUCCCCUCCCGCUCCCCUCCUGGCCACGCCUCUCAUUUCCCAAGCCCCCCUAACCCACAGCUCCAGAAUGCCCUGCCCCUGUGAUGGCUGUCCCCUGACCCCACCUGGAUGGGGACAGGCAGCUCAAGUCAACAGGCCAGGCCUGGGCUGGGGAGCAGUGCCCAUGGCUCUGCCCACCGUCCUGGCAUUACUCCCCAGCCAUCUCCUACCCCCGCCACGCCCCACCAGCCACAUCUGAUUCUGCCGAUGCCAACAGCAUCCCCGUGGGGCUGCAUAUGAGAGAGCACCCACUAUCUCAGUAGCAGGGAGGGCAUCCACCCCCUGCCCCCCAUGGGCCUUCCUCUUCGGGGCCGCAGCAGGCUGCAGAGCAGUCCCUCCUGCAGAGAAGGGGAUGUCGGGGACAUAGGAGACCCAGAUGCAUCCCUCCACCAUCUUCCCACCAGCUGACAGUCAAGGGUAGUGGGAUCUUGAUGGACCCUCCCCCCACACAGCCCCCACCCACCCACCCCCACAUCUCUCUUCCUCCUCUUUCCUCGUUUCUCUGUGUGCAGUAGGUUGAGUGCUGGUUCCCUGCCCGUCCCAACCCCACCUCAGUUUCCAGGACAUUUCCUCCCGAGCUCUGGCCUGGAGGGUUAGGGACCAAGACCCCACCCACAGCUGUGUCCACUGCUGGCAUGGUCAUUUCUCCCGCUUUGUGGCCAGGACAGAACCUGGGCCACUCCGGCCUGAGCUGGAAGCGGCAUGAGGCAGAGGCUCUGAGCCCCAGGGGACCCCCACCACCUGCCCCUCGACAUGGCCCUGCAGCGUCUGAGGAAGGAAGGAGGAAGCUGAGUGAGCAGGGAGAAGCAUGGAGUGGCGUGCAGAGUGCUGCAUGCGAAGGAGCAGCCCUGGUCCUAGCCAGCUCUGCUGUGUGGCCUUCUCCAAGUCCCUGCCCUCUCUGGGCUAGCCUUCCUCCUUUGUGAGAAAACGUGAGAUGGCCUGUGAUUUCAGGUGGAUCGGGUGCGGCAAGCCUGACGACUCCCCUGAUGACCGAAGGGCAGGCAUUAUAGGGACAGGUCCUGGGACUGGGCAGCACGGGGAUCUGGCUAGACAAGGGUCAGGGUCAGCAGCUGGCUCCAGAGGGUCAGAGGAGAGGGCCAAGAGCAAGGCAGACAACCUCAUGUGCAGAUUAUAAAAAGCAGCUCUUCUGGAUAUCCCCCAGCCUGGGACUGUUGCCUGAGCGUGUCUCUACGGGCCAGUGGCUUCCCGUCCCCUCCCCAGAGUCCUCACCAGCUUCCCCGAGAGGACAGAAGAAUGUCAGAGCUGAGAAAGCCACGCAGUCUGAUCCCUCCUUGUGCAGAUAGGGAAGAGCUCAGAGAGGGCAAGCGACUUGCACAGGAUCACCCAGCACCAUGGGCAGAGCAGGACUAGGACCCAGCGCCCUGACUCCCUCUUCAGUGCUCUUCCCCACACCCCAUACUGCCUGCCCACGAGGGUCUGAGUGUGGCCUGCCCCUGGUGGAUGGGCCUUUGAGAGAUCAGAAUGCUUUCCAAAAUGACCACUGAAUCAUCUCCCUUUAUGAAAUACAUCUUGGCAUCCCCCACCCCCUGGGAGGCGUGAUCCCGGGCACCCUGGCGGGAACGGAGAGCUGAGAACACAGGGGCCCCUUCGCUGGCAGCCACCGACCCCGUCUGGGCAGCUGCAAGCUCCCUAACUCAGUGGGCACCAGUGCAUUUUGCCCCGUUUUGUCCCUGCCUCCGCGCCCCACUGCCACCUAGCCUGAGGCCGUGUAAGAGCCAGGGCAGCUGAAGCUUUUCUGAGACUGUGGCCUCCAGCCCCCCGGGUCCUUGCUUCUGCUUCAAGAGCACAAGCAGACCUUUCGGCACCUGGGGCCCAACUCCACUCAGGAGGACACGUAGCGGAAGGAGCCAUGGCGCCACAGCCGAGAUCUCAGUUGCCCUGGUAACAGCCAAUGACAGCAGCCCUCGUGCUGGGUCAAGUGUCUCGUGGUGACAUCCGCUGUUGCUGGGGUGAUGGCGGUAUUUGGAACUUAGAUUCCAGGGACACUGGAUGCUGGGUUUUGUUGGGUCUCUCUUUUUGUUUUUAAGGAAGCAGCUGUUGUGGAG